UUGGGCGACGGAGACUGAAGCGACGCUGCCGUCGCACUGAGAAACACUACACGGAAGCAGGAUUAUUGUUGAGUGAGCAGGAGUGUGAACGAGUUCAAAAAGAACCUCAUCGCAAAGAGACAGACAGUGGCAAUGAUAGUGCGGUUCUUGUCUGCAAUCCAAACUGCAUAAACGUAUUUGAAAAGCUGGAAAAAGAAAAUUACAAGAGUAAUCUGCCAUUUACUUCAGCAUUUAGAUGGAUGUGAAAGAGGAGAUGUGUGAGGCUGACAUGAAUAUAAUGGAGCAAAGGACCAUAAACAUUAAGGAGGAGGAUUGUGAAUGGGAGACUGUCCACUCUAAACAGGAAAGCAUGGGCAUUAAGGAAGAGGACGGUGAAGUGAAGUCAGUGAGUAUUAAAGAGGAGGUGGAAGAGAAGUGUGUCAGUACUGAGAUGCACAACUUUAGAAGUUUGGAAAGUGUCAAGGAAGAUGACACUUAUUAUGGAGCAGUGACCGGCUUAGCCUCUUCUCAAAGCAGACCCUCUUCAUCUCCAGAGUCUUCUGUUAAUGUAAAAUUUGAAUUAUUACAGUCUGACACAAAGAGCACUGAAGACAUUUUAUCACCCAGAACUCAAGAAGAUCAGCCACCACCUACAGCAUCAACUAAAACAAGAAUCAAACUUCACUGCUGUUCUGAAUGUGGCAAACAAUUUUCUGGCAUGAGUAAACUCCAGCGCCACCAAAGAAUUCACACAGGGGAGAAGCAGUUUGACUGUAAUAAAUGUGGAAAACAUUUUGCAAAAAGAUGCAAUCUUCAGAGCCACCAAAGAGUUCAUACAGGAGAGAAGCCGUAUUGCUGUACUGUAUGUGGAAAACAAUUCUCUCACAGAAGUACUCUUCAGAAACAUAUUAAAACUCACACAGGGGAGAAGCCGCAUUGCUGUUCUGAAUGUGGUAAAAAAUUUUCACGGAGAAGCCAUCUUCAGAACCACCAAAGACUUCACACAGGUGAGAAGCCAUUUUGCUGCACUGUAUGUGGAAGGGCAUUCUCUCAUGGUAGUACUCUUCAGACACAUAUUAAAAUUCACACAAGAGAGAAGCUGUAUUGUUGUGCUGAAUGUGGCAAAAAUUUUUCACGGAGAAGCAAACUUCAGAGACACAUAAGAAUUCACACAGGGGAGAAGCCAUAUUACUGUACUGAAUGUGGUAAACAGUUCCAACACAGUAAUAGUCUUCUGAGGCACAUUAAAGCUCACUCAGGAGAAAAGCCAUAUUGCUGUUCUGAAUGUGGCAAGCGGUUUUCACGAAAAAACAGCAUUUAUUCUCACAAAAGAAUUCACACAGGAGAGAAGCCGUAUUGCUGUUCUGAAUGUGGUAAACAGUUUUCACGUAGAGACAAUCUUGAGCGCCAUAAAAGAAUUCACACAAGAGAGGGUGGCUUUGCUUGUGUGGAAUGUGGCAAAGAAUUCUCUAACAGGAGCCAUCUUCAGAGACACACUACAGUUCACACUGGAGAGAAGCCGUAUUGCUGUAAAGAAUGUGGGAAACAGUUUUCACAAAUGGGCAACCUUCAGAAACACACUCGAAUUCACACUCAAGAGAAGCCGUAUUGCUGUAAUGAAUGUGGUAAGCAGUUUUCACAAAUGAGCGAUCUUCAGAAACACACUCGAAUUCACACUCAAGAGAAGCCGUAUUGCUGUAAUGAAUGUGGUAAACAGUUUUCACAAAUGAGCGAUCUUCAGAGACACACUAGAAUUCACACUGGAGAGAAGCCAUAUUGCUGUAAUGAAUGUGGGAAACAGUUUUCACAUAUAAGCGCUCUUCAGAGACACGCUAGAGUUCACACCGGAGAGAAGCCGUAUUGCUGUAAUGAAUGUGGUAAACAGUUUUCAGAGAUGGGCAGUCUUCAGAGACACACUAGAGUUCACACUGGAGAGAAGCCGUAUUGCUGUAAUGAAUGUGGUAAACAGUUUUCACAAAUGAGCGAUCUUCAGAGACACACUAGAGUUCACACCAGAAUGAAAACAGUAGCAGUUCAAUAAUCAAUCCAGAAAAACAAUCCCCCUUCAAUACUCAAUAAUGAGGUUCAGUCCUGUACUGAAAUGUAAGCAAACUAAACUAUUGUUGAGAAAUUAAUCUCUGAGAGAAGCCAUAUUGCUGUUUGGAAUGUGCCAAACAAAUCUGUCUUUGGGGUUCUCUGCAGAGACGCACCAGGAUUCACACCGGAGGGAAGCACAACUGGACUGUCCUGACUGAAGAGUGCGGUUCACUCCUGGCUGAACAUUAAGCACAUGUAACUGACUGGAAUCAAUCCUACUAAGUGUUGCGUCAAAAACAAAUCAACAUAGAGGAGAAAUAGAAGUUUAUAUCCGUUUUCUUUUUCCAGAAACAAAAUAAAGAACAGGGUGUCAUACAAACUGCUUCUCACCAAAGCCCCUACAGCCUCCACCAUGCGUCUGGCUCCGCUUUCAUAACAUACGUAUUACAUAUAGAACUAUUUAAAAUAUACAUAUUACAUCAGAAGAGAACUCUUUACAAUAUACAUAACCUCACAUAAUAAAUCAUAGUUCAGCUUUAUAAUAUUACUAGCAGAA
Molecule: messenger RNA, 2572 nt
Organism: Polypterus senegalus (gray bichir)
Lineage: Eukaryota; Metazoa; Chordata; Cladistia; Polypteriformes; Polypteridae
Product: gastrula zinc finger protein XlCGF57.1-like
Exons: 6
Coding region: 236-2020 (594 amino acids)
Biological process (GO): regulation of DNA-templated transcription
Molecular function (GO): DNA-binding transcription factor activity, RNA polymerase II-specific; RNA polymerase II cis-regulatory region sequence-specific DNA binding
Source: RefSeq, a predicted model, not a curated record